ACAGAGAAACAUGGCGGAGCUAAAGACAGCUGAACAUCGCUCGGAAAACUCAGUUUCUCUCGAUAGAAUCCUGUCAGCUUUUGACGGCCCGUUGAAUGAAGAACAAGCUUGGGCUAUCUGCUACCAGUGUGCCCAGUUUCUCAAGGUGUCAUGGUCGGAAGACGAUGCAGGGACCCUCACCCGUGGAUAUAAUCUUGAAGGAUCGGAUGAUGUUUACGUUCAUAAAGAUGGUUCGGUGACUGUCAGCGUGCGAGGGGUGGAUCUACCGCGGGAGAAUGGGGAGGAAUACACGGCAGAUAUUACUGAAGAUGGCAUACAAACAGAGUCAGAGAUGGUGAAUUCUCUCGGCCUCAUCGUCUACCAAGCCCUCGAUUACGGUUGCCACGAGGAGGAGGAGAGGGUUCUCAGCGGCCCCCUGGAGUCCAUGAUUGAUCACAUGACCAACAUGGGAGACGGGGAAGACGAGGAAGAAGAGGACAAGAAGAGCCAGAGUAGCGCCAACACGGACGAGGGAAUCGUCGACGGACACGAAUCGGAUGACCUGGAUGAGAAUGAGAACACCAAGAGCGGACGAUUGUCAACAUUUGCAGAAGUGGCACUGGUUUGUAGCAGACAUCUACAAGAGCCCUCUGAUUCACCUUGCCACUACCAAGCCGUCUGUAGAGCAGUCCUCGCUGAAGUACAAGAGCUCACGUCAUUCCUUCAAGUCAUUGCAUCUAGUAAAAAGAGUCUUCACAGCCUACAUGUAAAUGACGACCUGACAGAAGAAGAUGGGCACUUAGAAGAUCUUCAACCCAGGCAAUGGGCCAGGAUUUGGAUGCAGGUCCUGCAGCAGCUCAGGCGAGGUGUGAAACUCAAAGAAGCCGAGGCCGGUGAGACUCGCCAGCGACAUCGAAUCCCCAUCGAGUACGAGCUUACACCUUACGAAAUCCUUAUGGACGAUAUACGACUCCGGAAAUUCACGCUCAAGGAAGUCUUGGUGAAUGGUGACAUACCCCCUAGGGUGAAGAAGGAGGCCCAUGAUGUCAUACUGGACUUCAUCCGGUCCAGACCACCCCUCAAACCAGUACAAGACAAAUGUCGUCUGCCGUUACGUAAGCAGAGUGCCUAUGAGAGACUAAUGGAUGACAUUAGGGCCCAGCCAGAGUUAGCCCCGGCCUCCCAGAGAGUCAUACCAGAGCGUAAACAGAAGCCCAAGAAGAAAAAAGCAAAGCCAAAGAUCCGAACUCGACUCCGACACCAGAGUACCAGUGAAGGCAGCUGUGCCUCUAGUGUGGAUUCCGAAGAUCUUGACUUCUUUGAAGCUUCCCCUGAGCUUCCCAGGAAAGUUCUACGAGCAGAGAUCACGCUGGAUUGGUCGGAUGAGGAUGAUGCUACUGCAUCGGAGACUAGUCAACUAACCCUAACACCGCAGACCGAUACUGAACUACUAACACCACAAGCAAGAAGGAGUCAACUUCAGCCUUUACGGAGACUAGCAACCAUCAACGCUCCAAGCUUUGACACGAUGCUGUCUCCAGAGUCCUCAGUAACUCCUACCAAUGAGGAUGUUGCCAGACAGAGCGAUGUGGAAGAUGAGAUUAAAGAGGAGGAGGCGUUACCGAGGGGAGAGAGUCCACGACGUCACAGUAUAGCAAUCUGUCAAACAUCGGACCUCUAUUCCGGCCAACCGGAGCGGUACAUCCCACCAGAGUGUUUAGCGCUGACAGUGGAUGAGGUUAUUCACAUUAGGAGUGUACUAGUCAAGGCAGAGAUAGAGAAUCUAAGAGUCACGCCCAAAAUAUACCAUGGGGUCCUCAAAGAAAAGAUAUGCUUCUCCUGCAAGAAGAAGUUUCCACUCUUCAAACGCAAGAGUAGAUGUAAAUUAUGCAAACGACUAAUCUGUAUGAUCUGUUGCAAGAAGAUGUUUCUCCCUCAAGGUCACUUUCUUCAGAUCCCCAUCGAGGCACUGAGUCCCACCAGCCCAAGGAAGAGUAGCCCAACCUAUGGAGGGCGCUUUGCACAUGCCUUCAAAAGCCAUUCUGAGCCUCCGACCCCAUCGGUCAGUCCCAACGGCUCUCCCCGCCUCUGGCGACGAGAAAGACAAACCAACCGGCCCAAGGAAGAGCUGGACAACGUCUGCUGUGAGUGCAAAGACUUCCUGCGAGAAGCCGUCAGGUCGAGCCAUCAGGCCAGCAGGGUCAACGGCCUGGGUCAUCAGGGGUCAGAGUUCACGUUAGACUCACCGCCGAGGCUACGCAAGCAGAGUAGUCUCGACAGCCAAAAGAGCGGGCACAGUAACCGGAGCGAGCGCAGCUCGCAAAGUCGAGGUAGUGCAGGAAGCCAUCACAGUGACGACACAUAAAACUGAGUCCAUGUGUGUAUUAUAAUAAUAUAUCUAUAUAUUUUUUAAGGUACCAUGCAGCAUUUGUAAUAUUAGUCAAAUUUGGUAAAGCUGUUAAGCAGCAAGCACUGGUCAGCUUUAUGAAGUAUAGACUCUGAUUCUUAGAAAAUUUCCCCCCUUUCAAUGCAAACUUGCGCUUCGCUACCGUUCUCAUACAUCUCAAUGCAUUUAGGUUAUACAUUUUUAAAUUGUUGUUUGCCAAAACAGAGACAAAAGUACUUAAUUCUAGUUAGUUUAUUGAUAUUGCUUGGAGGCUCGUUUCGCAUUUUGUUCACAUUUUAGCAGACACUUGUUUGGGAAGUGCCAGUUUGGGGGUUUGAGUUAAUGAAUAGCACCAAAUCUUCAAAAACGCUUUCAAAGAGUUUGUCUGAUUUUGGUUGUCCAUGUUCACUGCACAGCCACACCAGCUUAUAUUAGAGCAUGUCAAACAAUCAUGAACAUCAUUUUAGGAGUACGUGUCAGUCUCUUCCUUCCAGGGGUUAGUGAUGUGUGCAAGUUUGGACCCAAUGGGGUACAAGGUUAGCUGUGGGAUUCUGAUGAACACACACCUGCCCCUUUUUGAGUUUCAAUGCAGAGUUACAUUUCGCAACCAUCCGGUAUUUUUAAAUCGUUGUUUUCCAAAAUAGAAAAAGAGUACUUAAUUCUAGUUAGUUUAUUGAUAUUGCUUGAAGGGUCGCUCUGCGUUUUGUUCACACUUAGCAGACACUCAUUUGGGAAGUGCCAGUUUGGGGGUUGUAAGUUAAUGACUAGCACCGAUCCUUCUAAAAUGCUUUCCCGGAAUUUGUCUGAUUUUGGUUCGGACAAUCCUGAACAUCAUUUCUGGAGCUACCAUGGGCAGCGCGCUGUUACAGCACCUCUAGUCAUAUCCAGGUUGGGAAGUGCUGAAAAACAAUGCUGAUUGGCUUAACCAAAAUGGACUGCUCUGCGUGCACGCUUGUUGAAAACUUUCACACGAUUGUAGGGCUCUUACCGUUCGUGUGUCAAAAUGCAAGACUAAGGAAUAGAAGGGACUAGGUUAACUCUAUGCCUUGAUGCCUCUCUUUUGAGGCUGCCCAUCCAUCUUGCUAUACUUUCAAUGUCAACCCCGACCAAAAUCGCUGCUGACACCAAGGCCCAAUUUAUUAUUUUUUUUUUUUAAAUAGACCUAGCACAAAAUGUUUACCUGAAUGUGGUUACCAGCUUAAAUACAAUGUCAGAUGUGUAAUUUGUCACUGGUAUCCUACCUGUUUUUGCUUAGCGAAAAAUGUUUAAGCAAGAUUGCUCUAUUAAAUUGAGCUCUGGUUGUGAAGAUAUGCCAGAAGUGGAGCCAAAUCAGCAUCGUAUGUCAGUGUCUCCAUUCCAGGGGUAAGUUUCGAGUGCAAGUUGGGAUCCAAUUGGGAAAGAGGUUAGUUGUGGGAUUCUGAUGAAAAGGCACCCACCAAAAUGUCAAGAGAGUUAGAUACAUAGAAGAGAAUUUUGUUUAAUGCCAAUGCUAUACUUAAAACUCAGUGUCAGCUACUUAUUUUCCAUAUAGUCCAUAAUUAUUGGAUUUGUAAACAUUAACUUUGUACUAUCUAACUGUAUAUUAAAAUGUGAAUUAUCCUGGUGAACAUAUUCUUUUAACAUUCAGGAAUGAAAUGUGAAUGUUUUGUUUUCCUGGUUCAUCGUUCUGUCUUCCUCUUCAGUAUAAAUACAACUGUUGUGUUUUCAAAAUAUCCAAUGUGCAGUACUUUUCCGUUGAUCCAUUAAAAAAAAACUUGCUGUAUUUUUUCUCCCCCCCCCCCUACAGAAAUGUCUUGCUUAGUUGGAUUUGGGACAUUCCAAAAAAUGUCCAGGACCCAAUUUCAUAGAGCUGCCGUAGCAGAAAAUAUUGCUUAAAAAAAUACCUGCUAAGCAGAAAGGAGCAGGAUACCAGCCACAAUUUGUAUAUGUUAUAUCGUACUUUUUGGCUGGUAACCUUACUCUGGUACGCAUACUUUUGUCAUGCUUGUACUUUUUGUGCUCAAGCAGCUCUGAGGUUCGAUUUCACAGAACUUUCCAAAGCAUAAACAUACCUAAGCUAAAUAAAGUGCUUACCUAAAUAAGGUUACCAACUGAUCUACCGUGUCACAUGUAGUGGUAUCUUACUUAUCCUGCUUAUUUUUUGCUUUAGCAGAAAAUUUUUAAGCUAUAUUUUCAGCUUAAGUAGCUCCAUGAUAAUGGUGUCACUGUUUAAACUUUGCAUAAAUAACUUUGGCUCAGUGCUUUAAAGUCAUUCAUUGCAAUUCCAUACUUGUUCUGACCAAAAGGUAAUUAAAAUUAAAACAUUACAAAUUUUGAAACAAUAAUUCAAAAUCAACAAAUACAUGUUUUACUAAGAAAAUUAGUGUUUCUUUUCGCCAAUAAAACACACUGACGACCACUCUAGAUCAAUAAACCCCAUUAACCAAAAGCUCAAAAAUAUGUAAUAACAGUUUUUUUGAAAUCCAUACAAAUUGCACUAAUGACCUUAUAGUUCUGCGCAGACGACAACAUGGUCAGUAAGUGAUCUGUAUUUGUAAAAUAAUGUUAAUAGGUAUGUACCAUAGUUGUAGAGAGUAUGUAUGUAUAAUUGCAAUAACAGAUGUACCAUAUGGUGUGAUUAAAGUAUACAUUUCUCAAAUGGCCAACUUUCACAUGGCUGAUUUGUAACUCUCAAAUAAAUGUUUAGCACAGAUUAUUUUGGCUAAGCAGAAUCAAAGUACUAGCUAAAAAUUGUAAACAGGAAGGUAUUACUUUGGUUAUUACUCGAAAUUUACUUUGGUAAUUACUCUUGACCAUUGAAAUCUUACAUGGUAAUAAGCACCGGAGAGCUGUUAGAAAACCUUGUUAGAAACAACAUUCUUUGAAGUAAUGUAGUUUUAGAGAAACAAUUUGAAUAUGAGAAAGGCUUCUUAAUAAUAAUAAUGAACCAUU
This is a messenger RNA of Asterias rubens (European starfish), 5296 nucleotides long. RefSeq names its product protein spire homolog 1-like. Gene Ontology annotation, biological process: establishment of meiotic spindle localization; actin filament polymerization; cleavage furrow formation. Bases 11 to 2344 code for a protein of 777 amino acids. Lineage: Eukaryota; Metazoa; Echinodermata; Asteroidea; Forcipulatida; Asteriidae. Gene Ontology annotation, cellular component: cell cortex; cytoplasmic vesicle membrane. The transcript has 15 exons. Gene Ontology annotation, molecular function: actin binding. The record is from RefSeq and is a predicted model, not a curated record.